Molecule: messenger RNA, 678 nt
Organism: Exophiala bonariae
Lineage: Eukaryota; Fungi; Ascomycota; Eurotiomycetes; Chaetothyriales; Herpotrichiellaceae
Exons: 2
Coding region: 1-678 (225 amino acids)
Cellular component (GO): mitochondrial inner membrane; MICOS complex; mitochondrion
Source: RefSeq, a predicted model, not a curated record
AUGCCAAGGCCCGCGACGACAUCAAGUGCGAGUUAUUCCGGCUCCGGGGCGAUGGACGCAGCGCAGUGGUCGAAACAGCUUCCCCAACUGCAGGUGGUCCCAGAGCAAGUCCCCAAGCUUGAAUUCGACGGCAAUUUUGCGACAGCUAUUCCACCACAACGAUAUAGAGACCACAUAAACAUAUUGGUCCGGUUGAAACAGGCACAACACCUCCUCCUCUGCAUUAAGCCACAGCACAUCCAUCCUAACAGGAUUUCUCACAGCAGCCAAACCGACACAAUGCCGGACGAAAAUGUAUCCGCACCUCCCCUACCCGUGGCAGCGCCCAAAUCAAAACCUGUGAGCGAAGCUCUAUUGAACGAAAAGUGGGACCGCGCAAUAUCAUCAGGGGUGAUCCGCUCCGCGCUCGGAUUCUCCUUCGGCGUCAUAUUCUCAGUGCUGUUGUUCAAGCGAAGAGCAUGGCCUGUGUGGCUGGGUACCGGCUUCGGUGCUGGACGAGCUUGGGAGGAAGCUGAUGGUACGUUUUUGAGUUCAAAAUUCCUUCUACAGGAUCAGGGACGACUCGAUCCAAACCCGGGUAUACCUUUACUGACAGUUUCUCUCGUCCGUCUAGCAAACUUCAAGAGAGGCGAUUCAUUUACGACGGAUGGACUGAGGAAAGUAAGGACGGAGCGAUAG